AUGCCUGAGGGAAGAUUGAGAUUAAUAUCCUUUCAAGAAUUUGUCGCCUUUGAGUCUGUCCUGUGUGCUCCCGAUGCGUUGUUUAUGGUGGCCUUUCAGCUGUUUGAUAAAGCCGGCAAAGGAGAAGUUACCUUCGAGGAUGUCAAGCAGGUGUUCGAACAGACCACGAUUCAUCAGCAUAUUCCGUUUAACUGGGAUUCAGAGUUUGUACAGCUACAUUUUGGAAAAGAAAGAAAAAGGCACCUGACCUACUCAGAAUUCACUCAGUUUCUGCUGGAAAUACAACUGGAGCAUGCAAAACAAGCGUUUGUGCAGCGUGACAGCGCCAAGAUGGGACGAGUCACAGCCAUCGACUUUCACAACAUCAUGGUCACCAUCCGCCCCCACGUCUUGACGCCAUUUGUAGAAGAAUGUUUAGUAGCUGCUGCUGGAGGUACCACAUCGCAUCAAGUUAGUUUCUCCUAUUUUAAUGGAUUUAAUUCGCUUCUUAACAACAUGGAACUCAUUAGAAAGAUCUACAGCACUUUGGCUGGCACCAGGAAAGAUGUGGAAGUCACCAAGGAGGAGUUUGUUCUGGCAGCUCAGAAAUUUGGUCAGGUUACACCCAUGGAAGUAGACAUCUUGUUUCAGUUAGCAGAUUUAUAUGAGCCAAGAGGACGAAUGACUUUAGCAGAUAUUGAGCGAAUCGCCCCUCUGGAAGAGGGAACUCUGCCCUUCAACUUGGCUGAGGCCCAGAGGCAGCAGAAGGCCCUGGGUGAUUCAGCUCGGCCGGUUCUCCUACAAGUCGCGGAAUCAGCCUAUAGGUUUGGUCUGGGUUCUAUUGCUGGAGCUGUUGGAGCCACUGCUGUGUAUCCUAUAGACCUUGUAAAAACUCGAAUGCAGAACCAGCGAUCAACUGGCUCUUUUGUGGGAGAGCUCAUGUAUAAAAACAGCUUUGACUGUUUUAAGAAAGUGCUGCGCUAUGAAGGCUUCUUCGGACUGUACAGAGGUCUGUUGCCACAGCUAUUAGGAGUUGCCCCAGAGAAGGCCAUAAAACUUACAGUGAAUGAUUUUGUGCGGGACAAAUUUAUGCGCAGAGAUGGUUCGAUUCCACUUGCAGCAGAAAUUCUGGCUGGAGGCUGUGCUGGAGGCUCACAGGUGAUUUUCACAAAUCCUUUAGAAAUCGUCAAGAUCCGUUUGCAGGUGGCUGGAGAGAUCACGACUGGCCCCCGGGUCAGUGCCCUGUCCGUCGUACGAGACCUGGGGUUCUUCGGCAUCUAUAAGGGUGCCAAAGCCUGCUUUCUGCGAGACAUUCCUUUCUCGGCCAUCUACUUCCCAUGUUAUGCCCAUGUGAAGGCUUCUUUUGCAAGUGAAGAUGGGCAGAUUAGCCCUGGAAGCCUGCUGCUAGCGGGGGCCAUAGCUGGUAUGCCCGCGGCGUCUUUAGUGACCCCUGCUGAUGUUAUCAAGACGAGAUUACAGGUGGCUGCCCGGGCCGGCCAGACCACUUACAGUGGAGUGAUAGACUGCUUCAGAAAGAUACUGCGGGAAGAAGGACCGAAAGCCUUGUGGAAAGGAGCUGGUGCUCGCGUGUUUCGAUCCUCACCCCAGUUUGG
Chinchilla lanigera (long-tailed chinchilla) is the source of this 1592-nucleotide messenger RNA. It is a transcript of the gene Slc25a13, whose product is annotated as solute carrier family 25 (aspartate/glutamate carrier), member 13. Gene Ontology annotation, biological process: malate-aspartate shuttle; aspartate transmembrane transport; L-glutamate transmembrane transport. NCBI's taxonomy places the organism in Eukaryota, Metazoa, Chordata, Mammalia, Rodentia, Chinchillidae. Gene Ontology annotation, molecular function: L-glutamate transmembrane transporter activity; calcium ion binding; L-aspartate transmembrane transporter activity. The record is from RefSeq and is a predicted model, not a curated record.